AUGGGGCUCUUCAGCUUUGCCAAUGUCCUCCUGGGACUCGCUGCGCUGUAUGUGCUCAAGAAGCUCCUGUCACCCAAACGAAUGCUGGCACCGCUCCCACCAGGCCCAAAGGGGAUGCCCCUCAUUGGGAACAUUGGGGAUCUGCCGCCGCCGGGGGAGAAGGAUUGGAAGCAUUGGGCAAAGUUCAAGAAGCUCUACGGCCCAAUCAGCUCCAUUACCAUUGUUGGCCAAACGAUCGUCAUUCUUAAUGACCCCCAAAUGGCAUUCGAUCUGAUGGAGAAGCGCUCGGCAAUCUACUCAUCGCGACCGCGUAUGGUCUUUGCCUGCGAAAUGGUGGGCUGGGAACACAUCUUGGCCAUGCAGACGUACUCGGACAGGUUCCGCGCCUAUCGCAAAGCGAUGCAUCGAGUGCUCGGCUCCAAGACGGCGAUCGCACGCUUCAACCCGCUGCAGGAGGUAGAGAUCCGGCGGUUUCUGCUGCGGGUGUUACAUCGCCCGGAGGAUCUGGUGCAGCAUAUUCGGACGGAAGCCGGUGCUGUGAUCUUGAAGAUUGCAUAUGGUUAUGCGAUUGAGCCCCAUGGUCGCGACCCGCUUGUUGAUCUGGCGAAUGACUCAAUGGAAAAGUUUUCCAUUGCCGGGACGCCUGGGACAUGGCUAGUUGAUAUUAUUCCAUUCUUGAAACAGCUGCCGACAUGGUUCCCGGGGAUGGAAUUCAAGAAGACGGCCAACGCGUGGCGACGGACCCUGCUCACGACGAUCGAGAAGCCUUACCUCCUGGUUCGAGAGCAGAUGCGCAGGGAUAACUACUCGCCCUCAUAUCUCGCCAGUUUACUAGAAGGAGUCUCCGACAAAUGGACUCCAGAAAAGGAACUCGUAGCCAAAUGGACGGCCGGAUCGCUUUAA
Messenger RNA from Aspergillus chevalieri, 903 nucleotides. RefSeq lists its product as uncharacterized. NCBI's taxonomy places the organism in Eukaryota, Fungi, Ascomycota, Eurotiomycetes, Eurotiales, Aspergillaceae. The transcript has 5 exons. Bases 1 to 903 code for a protein of 300 amino acids. The record is from RefSeq and is a predicted model, not a curated record. Gene Ontology annotation, molecular function: monooxygenase activity; iron ion binding; oxidoreductase activity, acting on paired donors, with incorporation or reduction of molecular oxygen.